AUGUCGACCACCACCAGCGGAACUCUCCAUGUUGACUUGUCUGGCACGUUUGGGCCUGUAUUCUGGGCCUUCGUUGUGUCCACGGUAUGCAAAGAACUCAAGGACUUCGCGUAUUACGACAGCCUGUUUGGCGUUUCUGUCGUACAGGGAUACUUCUAUUAUUUGAAUAAUAACGAUCCUUUAAGGUUGCGGGUUUUUGUAGCAGUCAUGCUUGCUCUUGAUUUCACCACGACUGCAUUAUCGUCACAAUCAAUGCACGACUACCUAAUAAUAAACUUUGGCAAUCCUUUUGCCCUUCUAUUCAUGACAACGCCGUACAUAACUGAAUACGCAGUUACAACGGUUGUAACCCUUGCAUCCCAAUUAUUCUAUGCGAGUCGUAUCCACAUUGUGGCGAAGGACAGUAUUAGCCAUAGCAUCACCAUUCUCAUCGGUGCACUGGCUGUCGCGGCGUUUGGUCUGGAAGUACACAAAAUGAUGAUUCUUGCUGGUCUCAAUACGGGUUUAUCGGCAACCUGCGAUAUUGUCGCAACUGCAGCGAUGUGCAUUUUCCUAGCGUCUCAGAAGUCCGUGUAUAAACAAACCCGUACAAUCGUUUCCUACCUCUUGUUCAUCAGUAUCAAUCGUGGCGCUCUCGUCGCAAUAGCUCAGCUCGGCUUUAUGAUAUCCUACCUCGCCGCACCUUCCAAGACCUAUUGGAUGCCGUUCCACCUAAGCGUCAGCAAGCUACACGUCAACACGCUACUUGCAAUGCUCAAUGCUCGUCAGAGCCUUCGCGAAAGGAGUGAAGUGACGCAAGUCAGGUUCAGCAAGGACUGUACCACGUUCAACACUCAGAUCGGAAGAGGUCUUCGGGAAUCUGCUUCUGCAAAGGGCAGUCUCAGGCUAUCUGGUAUGGCUUUUGAGCUCGGCCAGCUUUCGAAGGCAGAGCGGCAUGAUACAAGUCCUACAACGCUGGCUAGUCCAUCUAGCGUAUCGACGUAUGUCAACAGCCCGAUGCCGACGUAUACCAACAGCCCGAUGCCGACGUUUUCACAUCCGCACCGAGAUGAAGACGACCUCUCGGGAAGUGAAGUAUGA
Messenger RNA from Fomitiporia mediterranea MF3/22, 1080 nucleotides. RefSeq lists its product as uncharacterized. The coding region runs from base 1 to 1080 and encodes 359 amino acids. NCBI's taxonomy places the organism in Eukaryota, Fungi, Basidiomycota, Agaricomycetes, Hymenochaetales, Hymenochaetaceae. The transcript is spliced from 17 exons. The record is from RefSeq and is a predicted model, not a curated record.